This is a messenger RNA of Ipomoea nil (Japanese morning glory), 1243 nucleotides long. RefSeq names its product GDSL esterase/lipase At1g28590-like. The transcript has 5 exons. The record is from RefSeq and is a predicted model, not a curated record. Gene Ontology annotation, molecular function: lipase activity. NCBI's taxonomy places the organism in Eukaryota, Viridiplantae, Streptophyta, Magnoliopsida, Solanales, Convolvulaceae. Bases 16 to 1161 code for a protein of 381 amino acids. Gene Ontology annotation, biological process: lipid metabolic process.
UCAACUACCUCUCUCAUGGCUCCUUCUUCUUCUUCCCUUUCUUUCUUCCUUAUAAUAUUGUUAGCGUGCAUUAUUGGCAGCACCGCCGCAUGCUACACCGCCAUCUUCGGCUUCGGAGAUUCCCUCACCGACGCCGGAAAUCUCAUUCACCUCGAGACUGACGGCUCCGUUCCCCACAUGUACUACCCUCCUUAUGGAGAAACCUUUUUCGGCCAUCCCACCGGCCGCUGCUCCGACGGCCGCGUCAUCCUCGAUUUAAUCGCUGAGUAUUAUGGACUAGCGAUUCCGCCGCCUUCGCUCAGCCGUAAAGCUCAAACCGGCGGAGAUAAUAUCCAGCAAGGGGUUAACUUCGCGGUGGUGGGAUCGCGUGCACUGCCGGCAGAAUUCUACGAAAAGCUAGACAUUUAUGAUACCGUCACCAACGUCUCCAUGAAUGACCAAUUGCAUGCGUUCCAAGAUAUGAUUCCAUCGCUCUGCAACUCACCUUCGGAUUGCAAGAACUUGUUGGAGAACUCUUUAUUUGUGUUAGGGGAAUUUGGUGGCAAUGACUACACUCACUCACUUUUAUCUGGAAAAAAUAUUAGUGUCAUCCAACCAUUUAUCCCUAUUGUUGCCCGUGCCAUUGCUGAGGGUGCACAUAAAUUAAUAGAGUUAGGUGCUAGAACUGUAAUGGUCCCAAGCGUGCUCCCACUUGGAUGUGCGGCUUCUUAUUUGACAUAUUACCCAAGUCCCAACAUUGAAGACUAUGACGAUUUGGGGUGUCUCAUUUGGGUCAACAAUAUGGCUUCAUAUCACAACCAAUUGCUUCAGAAAGAGCUCAAUCUUCUGCGAGAACGACAUCCCUAUGCUAAUAUUAUUUAUACUGAUAUUUUCAAUGCAGCCAUGCAAAUUUACGACGGUCCAGAAACAUUGGGAUUUUCGGGAGGUGCCUUAAAAGCAUGUUGUGGUGGGGGUGGUCCCUACAAUUUCAAUCCUGAUCUUCAAUGCGGAAACGUGGGGGCAACUAGCUGCCUAGAUCCAUCUACAUUUGUCAACUGGGAUGGGUAUCAUUUAACGGAGACAGCUUAUAUACUUAUAACCAAUAGUUUAUUGGACGGCUCAUAUACCUAUCCUCGUAUGAAUACGUUAUGCCCUGUGAAUGCUAAGGUUGCCCAACUUUAACCAUGCUUAAUUCACUAUAUAUGUCGUUCGGUUAGUGGAAACGAGUGUGGUUUUAUUUUAAAGAUUAAAUUAGCAUCUCGGG